This is a messenger RNA of Aspergillus tanneri, 1470 nucleotides long. RefSeq names its product low-affinity Fe(2+) transport protein (gene FET4). The record is from RefSeq and is a predicted model, not a curated record. Lineage: Eukaryota; Fungi; Ascomycota; Eurotiomycetes; Eurotiales; Aspergillaceae. The transcript has a single exon. Bases 1 to 1470 code for a protein of 489 amino acids. Gene Ontology annotation, biological process: transmembrane transport.
AUGAAGUUCUUCCUCAAGCCUGUCUUCCGGUGCGAGAUCGAGGGGGUUGCAGAGACGCAGGUCGUUUACGGGGACCCAGAUGAGAAGGGAAACAAGGUCGGAGUCGUAGCGACCGCUACAGAGGUCUCGGGGUAUAAGGUCAAGGCAAGUCCCCGACUUCUCGACCGGUGGCUGGACAAGAUCGUACGCAUCGCGGGCUCGGCGCCUGUUUUCCUGUUCAUUGUCAGUGCGCUGCUUCUCUGGGCAUUUAUGGGGAUCCGAUUUGGGAAUUCCGCCAAGUGGACUGCGGUUAUUUCGGAUGCCCAGGCGAUCUUAUGCUACGUUUUUGACUCCUUCCUGAUGCGACAGCUCCUGCGGGAAUAUGCGGAGCAGCAGGAGGCCAUGGCGGAGAUGCAGUCGCGACGUCACAGUCACGAGCGCAUGCUUGCGAAGCUCAAGGCGAAGCUGGGAACGGAGGGAGUCGCACGCGUGUCGCAGAUGUGCAGCAGCCAUGAAUUGGAAGAUCUUGAUCACGGAAAGCGUACGCAGAGCUUCUUCGCGAAGGCUAUCAUCUUCUCGGCACGCAUGCUAGGCCACAUCGUCACCGUAGGCUUGUACUGGGUGUGUAUCUUUAUCUGGCUGGGCUUUGGCAACUACUGCGGCUGGACGGACCAGUGGCAAUUGUAUAUCAACUCGGCGACCUCGGCGCUCAUGGUGUUGGUCUUUGCCUUCCUCGACUGUCUGCGGGAAUGCUAUGCGGACUAUGUCAAUGUUUGCUUGGAUGCUAUCUUCCGGGUGGACGCGACCCUCGAGCAGGAACUUCGUCGUCUCACAGACGAUGACCUCCCCAACGAGCUGGUGGUGAUCCCACACCCUCGUGAGAAUCCCUUGCAGGUGGCCAUCUUCUACUACGCCGAUAUCAUCGGCACGCUGGUCGGCAUCAUCCUCCUCCUUGUGGUCAUUGUCGCCUGGGCGGCCGUUGGCCCGGUCUUCGACUUUAACGAUAACUGGUGGCUCCUCAUCGGCACCUACGCGGGGCUCGUCGGACUGUUCGAUAGCUUCAUCCUGCGCAACGUGCAAGCGAAGGUGAAGUCCUACACCGUGGAGCAGACUGAGUCCCUGGAGCGACGGGAUAUGGUUCUUUAUACUGGGACGGAGGUGGCGAUUCCACCCAAGGAGGCGCUGGAUACGUCGUCGAUCACCCACCGCGCGUCUAUUGCCAUGGGCAAGGUCUGCUCGCACCUGUUGAUGGUGGUUGCGGGGCUUCUCCUGACUAUCGGAUGUGUGAUUGGGUCCAGCGUUAUGCGAUGGAACACCACCGGGCAAUUGAUCUCGAAUAUUCCACCCAGUAUCAUUGAGACUUUCUUUAUGCUCAUUCUGAUUACGGGGCAGAACGAUGCGGAUGCCAGCGCCCGGGUGGAUAUGACCCAUAUCUACCAUCGACGACAGCGACUUCUGUGGUUCGUGAAGGAUGCGCAGAAGCUUUUGUAG